Paramecium tetraurelia is the source of this 5226-nucleotide messenger RNA. RefSeq lists its product as uncharacterized. The transcript is spliced from 5 exons. NCBI's taxonomy places the organism in Eukaryota, Ciliophora, Oligohymenophorea, Peniculida, Parameciidae. Gene Ontology annotation, molecular function: DNA binding; ATP binding; ATP hydrolysis activity. The record is from RefSeq and is a predicted model, not a curated record.
AUGGAAGAUAAAAUAAAUAAACUUUUUGCAUUAUUCAAUGAUUUCAAGAAUCAAUAACUCUUUAGCUUGGCUUUGGCUCAAAUAGUGAAUGUAUAUAAUGAUUACCCUGCAUGUCUCUAUUAAAUUUUAAGAAAAACAAACAAAUUAAUAUAUUCAAGAGCCUAAGAUCCUCGUCUUCGUUUAGAACAUUCUUAGAUCGCCGCUGCAAUAAUCGAGAGAACCUACAAGAUAUACAACGAACGACUUGAAGAGUAUUUAUUAUCAUCAUCAAAUGAUUCCAUCCCUGAAAAUUUGUUUCAUUUUGAACCAAUAUUAGAUUAAUAAGUUGAUGACACAAUGCAAUAAGAGUAAAUUCGCGAUUACGAAGAAAUAAAAUCAAACAUUAAGCUAAAAAGUGAAUAAAUUGAUUUCAUUCAUCUAAUCAAUGAUGGGAGUGCAAUUCUAGGGAAAGACAUGAAGUACUUAAAAAGAUCAUAAGAGAAUAAAAAUUAAAAAUUAGAUGAUGAAACACUUGACAUUAAAUAAGAAGAAAUUAUGAGAUUGAUGGGUUUGUCUGGGAAUUUUAAUCUCUCAAAUAUUACCAGAUUGUUAGAAUUUAUGCAAGGAGAUGCAGAGAUACCUAUUGAUAUGCAUUCUUCAUCUGAAGAGAUCGUUGAGAGUUCUAGUGAUGAUGAUGCAGUAGGUUAAUACAGGAAAAGGAAUAAAACUAAAGCCAAAUAACCAGAAACCAAUCUAAAAAAGAAACCAUAGGCCUAGAAGAAGAAUUAAAAUACAAAGUAUUGUGUAAUAAAUCCUUUUAAUGUCAUUUACAAUAGAGCAGUCUAUGAAUUAAUGAAUCAUAAAUGGUAGGAAAGGCAUGCAAGUGCCCUAGUUUUGAAAUCAAUUGUUAGACAAAAAGGAUUUUUAAAUUUAGGAUUUAGUUAUUUAAUAAAAGGGGAUGAAAAGGAGAUUAAUGGCAUUUUGAGAGCCAACUUAAUAGAAUAUAUUAGUGAUAAGAAUGGCUAAUUAAAUAAAUUGGAAUAUUUAUUAACAAGAUGUUGUGUAUUAAUUGUGAUGGAUCGAUUUGCAGACUACUUUGGAAAUUAAACUAUUAUGAUUGUAAGAGAAGCAGCAUGUUAAACUGCUAUCACGCUUUUAACAGAUAGAAAUUACAACACUAAUAUUUGGAUUCAUUAUCCUGAUAGUUUUAUGAAGUUUGUUCUAUUAUUAAAGGAUUUCAUUGAGGAAGGUUAAAGAGUAUAAAUAUAUGAAGUCUCUUAGAGUGCUUUAUUCUUAGUUAAAGGUUUAUUGAAAGAUCAUUUGUAAGUGAUUUUUGAUAAUUUCUCAGAAAUGCUUUUGUAAGUUGGUUAAAGAGACAAUGAAGAUGAGAUUCUUGAAUUAUUGGCAGAUAUAUGGAAGGAAUUUCUAUUGUUAGGUUUGAAUCAGAAAUAUUUUACUACUGUUUAUUCCAUUACUAUGGAAUAAUUAAAAAAAUAAGAUGAUAUCAGUUUUGCAGGCAAAUCAAUAUUCUAAUUUCUAAGUGCACUUUUUCAAGCAGGUUUUAAAAUACAGAAACAAUUUUAAGGAGAAGUUGAAAUUUUGAAAAUGUUCUUCUUUCAUAGAAUUGUAGAAGUCAAAGAAUCCUUUUAUUCAUAUUUAUUAGCUUUUUCAAAGCAGUAGACUUAAAAAUAAAAUGAUUCUAGAACCAUAAACUUCAUGAAAAUCAUAUUUUAGACUGGAGUGUUUGAAGAGAAACUUGAGACCUUCCAAAAUUUAAUGAGCAUCCUUGAGCAAUUAUCAAAACAUUUAGAAGAAGAAUAACUAUAUGAAUUUAUUUAAUUUGUCCACAAUUUCUCUACUGAUCAUCAAUUUAAGAAAUAUUUUUAUCUCUUUGAUGGUAUGAAACGAGAAUCUAUAGAUAUACACUAUCCAAACUUAGCUCAAUAUACUUAAAAUCCUAUUGAUAAUUAGACAUAUAGAAUGAUAAAGACUGCUUAUUUGAUUAAAGAUAUCAAUUAUAAUCAUUAAAUAACUUUUGAUUUAGAUCCGAUUAAUUUUAUAUACACCUUCAAAAAUUACAUAAAUAAUAAAAAAGAUCUAAAUCAAGAAGUGGAUGUUAGUAGUUAAAAUGGAUGUUGUUUUGAUGAAUUAGAUCUCAAAAUUCAAGUAUCGAUGCAACAGUUGAAUAUAUUACUGAAAAACUAUAUGUAAAUUGAGAAAGAACAAGAAUAUUUAGCAAUCAUAUAAGGAUUUGUGAAAAUUUAUGGAGAUUUUGCAAUUGCCCCUGCUCAUUCACCAAAGCUGAGAUAAUUAUAUCCUGUUAUUCUAAAUUAACUGAAGUAGUUGAGUCAAAUUGACUAUGAGAUGGAUUAAGAAUCAAUAUAGAAAUUAUAGGAUACCACAUCAGAUUUGGUCUAAAGUUUAUAAUCGUUUACAAAAUUGAGCAAUGAGCUGAGCUUGAACUUUAAGGUAUUAACUUCAGAUCACACUGAAUCAUUAAUUUAAAGAAUAAGAAUAGACAAAUUUCAUUUAAUUUAGGAUAUUGCUUCAGAAAGAUUAUCCAGAUAGAUGUAGUUAAAUCCCAACUGUUGUGAUUUAACAUCUCUUUAUGUUAAAUAGAGUACAUAAUAAGCAGUCUAAUAUAUCUUAUCCUAGAAGAAUGAAUUGAAAAGAAAGGAUUAUGGGAGAAAAAGGUUGAUUUGGCAUUUGCUUAGAAAUUAAACUGAUUUCUAAUUUUGGCAUCUCUUUUUUGAGAGGCUUUUCCUAUAACAAUUGAAUUAUAUACCAAAUGACUUAAGAUUUAAUUCAACUCUGAUAACUUAAAAAACUAAAUUAACUAUAAGAGUAGAGGAUUUGAAAUAUAAUUUAUGGGGGAUAGGUCUGAUAUAAAAUGCGUAUUCAUUAUUCAUGUAACAUCCAGAGCAUCCUGAUUUUGACAGAUGGGCCUAAUACUUAUUGUCAAAACUAUUGAACUAUUUACCAGUGUUAAGUAAUAUAAGUGAUGACGAUAAUAAUAAAAUAAUUUUGGAUGAUCUGAAGGGUGGAAUAUAAAUAGAAUUUGAUUAAACAUUUAAAAAGUUAGCAGUAUUAAAGAAUACCCUACUUAAACUAUGUGCUAAAUUUAUUCAUUUCCUAUCGGUUUCAAGGAAUAUUAGUGUAUUCGAUCAAGUGAUAAUGCAAAUAAAUCAAAUGCUGAAAAGGAAUGAAAAUGGAAUGUAUGAGAUUUUGAAUAUAAUUUUGAAAGAAUAUCCAAUUUCAUUAGCACCUAUAAGUGGUUUUCUAACUUUGAAAGCUAUCAAAAAGUUGACUGCAAAAGACCCAAAUACAGCCUAAGCAGCAGGCAAGUUGUUUGGAUUUUUAGUGCCCAUAUUGACUAUUAUGGAAGCACCCUAUUCUCCAACAUCACCACAAUUAAUUAAUAAAUUUUAAAAGGCUAAGGAAUUUUAAUUAGGAUUUGGUAAGAUGACCAAAGUUGAUUAUAAAGUGGAAGGAGGAAUAAAAGAUCGCAGCAUUUUAAGAGAUUAUUAAUGGGACGGUAUUAGAUGGUUAGGAUUUUUAAUUAAAUAUAAUCUACAUGCUGCCUUAUGUGAUGAUAUGGGUUUGGGAAAAACAAUUUAAACAUUAGUAGUGUUAGCAAAUGAAGUAUUUAAAAGAAAAAAUGAAAAUUUGGUGUCCCUUGUUGUUGCCCCAAGCACAGUUGUAGAUCAUUGGUAUGCAGAAACAAAGAAGUAUAUAAGUAAUGCUGUUCUGAAACCUCAUAUAUAUGAUGGAGUCUUCUCAGGCAAUUUUAUUAUGGUCUCUUACAAUUAAUUACUAAAAUUAAAUCAAAAUUUUCUAAAUCAAGAAUUUUAUUUUCUAAUCUUAGACGAAGCUCACAUUUUAAAGAACAGCAAGAAUAAGACCAGUAAAGUAAUAAGGAGUUUGAAAGCAAAACAUAAGAUAGUAUUGUCUGGGACUCCUGUUCAGAAUCACCUAUUGGAAUUGUGGUCUCUUUUUGAUAUUCUAUUGCCAAAUUAUUUAGGUGAUGAAGAAUAUUUUAAAAAGAAUUUUUCUAAAGCUUUUCACACUAAUAUUUUUUCAUUGACUGAAGAUGAAAUUCUAUUUGAUGAAUAAUAAAUUAAGACUUUAAGAUUGCUUCAUAAAAAGGUAUUACCUUUUAUAAUGAGAAGAACUAAAUAAGAUGUGCUACCACAAUUACCAGCUAAAAUAAUAGGAGAUUAUUACUGUACUUUAUCAGAACCAUUGCAAUCUCAAAUUUAUUAAAUUUUAGAAUCUAAUUCAUUUUCUACUGAUAUUGAAUAACAAAUUACUAAAACUUAAGGAGAGUAAAAAAAUAAGGUUUGUGAAUCUGUUCUGAAAUUAUUACAUAAAUUAAGAUAAGCCUUAGAUCAUCCAAUUUUAGUCAGAAGUGUGAUUUUACCAAACAAAAGACCAAAGAAAAAAGUCAAAACAGAAAGUAUCGAGAUGUUAGCUGAGUAAGAAAUAAAUUAGCUGUUAGACAAGCAAGAAAAACCUGAUAGCUAUUCUCAUUCAGGAAAGAUGAUUGCUUUGAAAGAUAUUUUAUAAUAAUUGGGAUUUUAAUCAACAGAUGAUGCUCCAUAACAAUAAACUCAAGGAGAUUAAAUUACAAUUUAUACUAACUUUAAUAAAGUUUUAGUUUUCUCUAGAUUUAGAGCUGCCUUGUAAUUGAUAGCUGAACAGUUAUUAAAAACCUAAUUUCCAGGAUUAUAAUAUUUAAUUUUAGAUGGAAGUGUUCCUUAAACUUAAAGAUACCCUUUGGUAACUAAAUUUAAUGAGGAUCCAGACAUCAGAGUGUUGCUUCUUACAACUUAGGUUGGUGGUUUGGGAUUGAAUUUAAGUUCAGCAAAUAUUGUGAUAAUGUUUGAUCAUGAUUAUAAUCCUGUUAAUGAUCAAUAAGCAAUGGAUAGAGCUCAUAGAAUAGGAUAAAAGAAUGUUGUUUAAGUGUUUAGAUUGAUUGUUAAGGAUACUUUGGAAGAGAAAAUUAUGGGAAUUCAACGCUUUAAAUCAGCAAUAUCUAAAGCCAUUGUGAAUUAAGAUAACGCUUCAUUAAAACAAAUGGAGAAAACAGAUCUAUUAUCUAUGUUAGAAUCGACUGCUUAAAGUAACAAUAAAGAAAAAAAUACUGAGGAAGAACAAAUUGAAAAAUUAAGUGGUCCAUAUUCAAAGAUAUUAGGAUAACUUAAAUUGGAUUUAUUAGAACAACUUAAUUUUGACAAAGAGUAUUGA